This is a messenger RNA of Apis florea (little honeybee), 1392 nucleotides long. RefSeq lists its product as uncharacterized. NCBI's taxonomy places the organism in Eukaryota, Metazoa, Arthropoda, Insecta, Hymenoptera, Apidae. The record is from RefSeq and is a predicted model, not a curated record.
UUAUAAUCGCUAUUCAUUGUUAUUCUCGUGUGUUUCGUUUCCUCCAGAAAUUAAAUUCAACUUGACCUAUUCAUAAUAGUAAACAUACGACAGUUGUGAAGUAUUUAGUUAAUUUCGAAAUAAAGCAUUGGAUGAUUUUUAAAUUAUUAUUAAAAAUUCUGGAAUUUUAGAUAAUGCACGCACCCACAAAAUUGAUGAAUAUAAAAUAUGGACAAGCUAUAACACCGGUUACAUACUCCAAGAAUACUACGAAAGUACCACCUCGAAAAUUGUGGCAGAAGGAGAAUGUCAAGCCGGAAUGUCAAGAUGAUGAUUGGCAGAAGAAUAAAAAUUCGAAAAAAGAUGAGAAAUGGGAUGCGAUCCAAUCACCGCAAUUUGUUGAUUUUUCAAAUUUACCCGAUAUUGGAGAUUCGUUUUUUAAUAGAGUGACUGUAGUUGUAAGUACACCAAAUCCGAAUCUUGCAAAAGAAAAACUUCCGAAUUUAAUUACAGAAGACGAUUCAUUGAUCACAUCUUUAAAAAAUUUCUCUUUGUCCGAAACACAAAAUGAAACAGUAUACGAAAACCCGUUGUAUGUUAAUCAAGAGAAAAAAGAAAAGGAAGAAAACGUAGUGCAUGAUGUUAACAUUAACCAAGUAUAUGAAAACCCAUUGUAUGUCAAUCAACAUGAGGAAGAAAAAGAGGAAUAUAUAGUGCAUAAUGUUAGCAUUAAACAGGAAUCUAAUGUUAAAACUGAGAUUUGUAAUAAAAUACAAAAAUCGCAGAAUGUCAAGAUGCAUCCAUUCUCUUUUGAUUUACGAUCAAAAAAUAUGCAGAAACAAAAAGAAGAACAAAAACAAAAACACGUUAAAAAGAUAUUGGAAGAAGAGAAAAAAAUAAAAAUAUUUCAUGCAAAUCCCAUUCCAAAGUUUAUAAAAAAUCGAAUUAAAAUUGAACCAAUAAAUAACAAUAAAAACGAAAAGAAUCAAAAAGUUGAUGUUCCCAAUAAGCAAAUUAAAAAGAAUACCGAGCUUUGGAAAAAACCGCCGUUUACACCAUGUUUAUCAAAAAAGAAGUUAGAACCACCAAAAAUAGGACCUUUACACUCAGAAAUUCGAGCGAUAGAAAGAAAACGCUUUGACGAGAUUAUAAAAGAAAAACAAAGACAAAAAGAGUUACAGAAACAAAUGGAAAUUGCUGCUAAAAAGAAACAAGAAGAAGAAGAAAUCGCACAGUUACGAAAACAAAUUGUUCAUAAAGCUCAACCGAUUCGAAGAUAUAAAAUAGAAUUACCAAAAGUCGAAAAACGGCCAUUAACUGAUCCUAUAAGUCCAAUAUUAUUGAAACGUCGUCGUCGUGUAUAAAUACCUAAAAUAUAAUUAAGAAGCAUUAUACUUUAGUAAUCGAAUCUUU